CAAUUGGCUCAUGAUGUAUUCCCUUAGAGUCUUCCCCACAUGCUAGUCACCUCCUGUUGUAGAUGUCCGUCGGUUGACAAGGUGGAAAAACUCAGAACUUUGUCUCCCAGCGUCAGUCGUGUUGUAUUACAUGUCCCUCUUGUUGGGAAAAUGGAUUAGAGAAUUUCGAUUCCAUAGUCAGAAUUACCGUUUGGUGAUGAUACACUUGGUGUUGGGGCAUGUGUCCAUCUGCACUUGUGAAACAUAUCAACAGAAAUGAAUAAAGACUAUGCGCGAAUCGAAAUGGACCUGGCUUUUGGAUCAGCCAAGUCCUAUGGGUCCUCAAGAAGUAUUGUGAGGAGAAUAGCUUCUAGUCUUCCUUUCAACCCCUGCCCCAGGGUUCAUUUUCAGCUUUAUCCAUACAAUGAGGACGCUGGUGUCCUGAUUGGCAGUAGGAGGCAGACUGGUUUGGUGGCCUCUCUGGCUGAUGUCGCCUGGAUCGACAAGGAUGAGGAGGAUGACGAAGACGCCUUUGGCAGACCCAGGUCAGCGAUCCCACCUGGAUUCGUGUUUCGAGCCCGCCAGCCUCAUCCUCAGAGAAAACCCUUAACCCGCCGGAGGUCCCUACCAAGCCUGCAUGAGGGGACGCCAGACCCGCAGGGGCAAACAAUCGCCAACAGUGAGACCACUCAGAAGAUCAGUGCACUGGAGACAGAACUGGCCAAACUCAGAGCUCAGAUAGCACAAAUCGUAUUGGCUCAGGAAAAGACCACACAGCCAGCUGCUACCACGGGGACACCUCCCCCUCCACCCUGUGGCACCCUGCCUCCCCCUCCCCCACCGCCACCACCUCCUCCACCACUGCCACCGCUACCCUCAAGUCUUCAGCGGACAUUUUCUGCCAUUGACUUGAUAAAGGAGCGCAGAGGGAAGAAGACAGACAGCCAGACAGUUUUGGAUGCAAGGCCAGCAGAAAUCCCCAGCAUGCUCGAUGUCCUGAAAGACAUGAGCAAGGUCAAGUUGCGAUCAGUCCAAAGUCGUCCAGAGGAAAGUGAAGCCAAAGUGAAGUCCAACGAGCCUGUAGACGCUGCAGCUCUCAUCGCCGAGGCCCUGAAACGCAAGUUUGCCCAUCGCUAUCGACACGACAGUGAGCAAGCAGACAAAGAGGAGUUUAAACUUCCCGUUUCAGAAGUAAAACCUCCAACCCAAACCCCUCUGUUUGGGCAGCACAUGUUGAAAUCAACAGGAAAAAGGAAAUUACUCUGAACAGGUGAUUCUGAACUCGUGAUCCAGAUGUGCUGUGGACACUUCAAAGUGCCUUAUCAACCUUUUAUUAUCAGCUGUUUCUGUGGAAAAACGAGAUUCUGCCUGAAGUACCCAUCAUCUCAGUUUUUUUAUCCGAUUCAGUCCUCUUGACCAUCUCUUUUUGCACUUUUAUAACUUAAAAGAUUAGCUUUCUCUUUUACAAACAUUCAUUGUUAAUGUCUUUUGGUUUUUCUUUUGAAUAGUUUCAAUUUCCGCUCAUGCCAGUUCCGCAAGUGUCAGAACACUACAGAAUCAUUUAAAGUUUUUAUUGUUCGAUCAAUACUUACAUUUUUACUAAAAAAAAAUGUUGCACAUCGCAUAGUUGGUCACGUUUGCGUUCCCAUUUUUCAGGGGUCUGUGAGUUCUUUUAUCACAGAACAAAGGGAGCACUUAUUUGUGCUGUAUUGUUUAUACAUGUAUGAUAGACUAAUUUAUGAUUGGGAUCCUUCUAUUUAUGUUGUGGUUUAAGUAGAGAAUUAAGAUUUUAACACAGGUAAUUAUGUUGUAGAUAUGUCUGUCAUUUAUUCCAUGUGGCAUUAACAUGUUUUUGUUCUUAUCUGUUAAGUCUGUGUACAUUGUGUCCCAGUUGCCAGUCUUUUUGGGGCUUGUAUGUCUUUUGCUGGUUCAAAUAUAUGCAUCCCAGUUUUAUUUAUCUCCUUAGUACGAUCUGUGUUUGAGCCAAAAACAUCUGUGAUCUGCGAGAUUCUGCCUUUCACUACCAAAUAUGUCCUUUCUUAUUUAGGAUAACUAAUGAAGAAACCAGAUGUAACUGUUAAGCAAAUUCAUAUUUCUGGAUUAUUGAAAGAACAGGUUUGUUUGCACAGUGUCCAGUUCUGUUUAUUAUGCCAGCAUUGUUGCUGAUUCAAGUCAUUUCUACUAGUAUUACCUUUUUUAUAAGGGAAGGUGAACCGGAUGUGGCAAUAGUAGGAUUAUAUAGAAGUUGUCUACCAUAAAAAUCUAAAUUGGUAUUGUCAAAUCUCUAAAUAAAAGUUUGUCCUGUCUUG
Etheostoma cragini (Arkansas darter) is the source of this 2288-nucleotide messenger RNA. It is a transcript of the gene mtfr1, whose product is annotated as mitochondrial fission regulator 1. The transcript is spliced from 9 exons. Gene Ontology annotation, cellular component: mitochondrion. The record is from RefSeq and is a predicted model, not a curated record. Lineage: Eukaryota; Metazoa; Chordata; Actinopteri; Perciformes; Percidae. Gene Ontology annotation, biological process: aerobic respiration; mitochondrial fission. Bases 256 to 1245 code for a protein of 329 amino acids.